Molecule: messenger RNA, 5451 nt
Organism: Acipenser ruthenus (sterlet)
Lineage: Eukaryota; Metazoa; Chordata; Actinopteri; Acipenseriformes; Acipenseridae
Product: protein shortage in chiasmata 1 ortholog-like
Exons: 29
Coding region: 138-4667 (1509 amino acids)
Biological process (GO): resolution of meiotic recombination intermediates
Cellular component (GO): condensed nuclear chromosome
Molecular function (GO): ATP hydrolysis activity; single-stranded DNA binding
Source: RefSeq, a predicted model, not a curated record
CGACAUAUGACGUCAGGAAAUUACCCGUUUUUGUUACGCGCGAGAAGACAACGGGCAGGAACAAGGAACAUAUUAAGCGGUGUAAAUGGAUUUAGGUCAUUUCUGUUUAUAGGAUUCUUAGUGAUGAGAGGAAAAGAAUGUUUUCAGCAUUGAAAUACCAUGCAGUAGACUAUGUAUAUGAGGCCUUGGCCAGGCAAAAACUGACGAUCAAUUGGUUAUUGGUACCAGUGCCUCAUCAUCUGGACCAAUCAGAACGAUACUGUUACAAAGGUAGCAUUUCUGAUGAUACCUACAGGAAACCAUGGACCAGAGGUUGUGUGGUCUCCACUUGCAAAUUAGUUAUCAGUGGCUCAGUUCUGAACGACUGGAAGACGUACGGCUGCCCAGAUGACUUUCAGGAAAAGAUCAGCGUAUCCUGUACCUCAGUGCAGGUUAAGAGUGACACAGUGGAGGUUGUUCCCAGCUCAAUCCCCUACUCUCAAGUUGAUGUAGAGGAAGUCACGUUGCUUCAGAUGAGAAAAGAACUGGACAAAACGGAAGAACUCUUGCUGCAGGAUGAAGAUCUGCUUUUGCAGGAGGAGGUCAUUUUCGCUGACUGUUUGUCAGAGUUUCGCCGACAGAUGCCAACGCUGUUUUCCCUGCUUGGCAGACUGAGGACUUUCUCUGUCAAAGAUCCCCUUCUGAAUUCAAGAGGAGAACUGUUUACAGAUGAAAUCUUUUUCAGACAUUGUAUGCCAUUUGACAAUGCAAUGACUGGGGAUAUAGUGGAACAUGGAGCAGACCCGAGGAUUGAGAAUUACAGUAAAAUCUCAGCACUAAAUGAAGAGUCUUUGAUGUUACCAUUUUAUUUGGAAUCCCACUCUCCCAAUCAAAAGAGUGGCACUCCCACUGCCUGGGUGCUCCUAGAUUUGUUGCGAAUUGCAUCCGAGCCGAUGUUGGAAGGAGGUACCACAUGGAAAGAGGCAUUUCAGAGAGUUGUGAUUUCUGGUGUCACACCAGCAGUGGAGCUUUCCGAAUAUUGUCCCUCUUGCAGUGAGAUUUCAGAUGAGAUUUACAGAGAAAGGAUAAAGAACAUACUUGAUCAUACAAAUCCAGUUAGUUCCAGGUUGUACACCCAUAUGGAAGCAGACCCUCCUUUCACACCUCCUCGUCAGCCCCUGCAGACUAGAGCCCGUUUAUCAUGCAAGGAGUUCAGCCCUGAACAGCUGUCCCCAAUUUACAUAAAUCGAGUGGUUUCUGAUGCUGAUAAAGUAAUCAUGGAGGGUGGAGUCUGGCAUGCAGAGAAACACCACGCUGCUCUCCUGGGUCUGCUGCUUGCAGAACCUCAAGUCCAGAAGUCCAGUUUGCAGUGCCAUUCUGCUACAGAAGUCUUCCAGAUGGUGGGUGUUGAGCCAGAUCCUUCAGUAAAUGUAACAGUGGAAAGAGUUGACUAUAAACAGUUAAACCCAGAUCAGCCAAGCCCCUUGGAGACAAUGACCACAGAUGCACAUAGUGCACCAGAACUGCCACCAGCGAAAGCAGAAACAUUUUCUACUCUCACCUUGAUCCAGUUAGACAAUAUUUUGAGAAAGUCCAGCAUGGACGCAGAAUACCAUAGACGGAGUGCCACACCUCCUGAAAACAAAGUCAAAUCCAUUCUUAAAGACUUAAAAAAUAAAAAUGAGACACCGACCAACGUUCAAAAUAAUAUUCAGAAAGCACAACAUACUGCUGCUGACGUCCCUGCAAGUAAGCCAGCUCAGAGGUCAGACGCAGUGAUAGCGUCUGCAAAAAGAAAACAAGUGCUGGAAGGAAUAGAGGGUCUUCCAGUGCAGCCUAAAAAUUCAUUCAUUAUCGGCAGGCCUGAAAAAGACAUAAAAGACCCCUGCAACAAGGGCACAGAACGGAAACCACAGCAGGAGGAUUUGGAUCCGCUCGCCAACUUCAUAAUGCUGAGAUCCAAGCUGACAAAUGCAGUUGCUGCUCCCCCCAAAGCCAAAAGCAAGAAUGAGAGUCAAACCAAGGCUGAUACAAAGGUAGAAGAUAAGUUUGCUUGUGCAACCCCCAAAGAAGUAGGCUCUGCUGCCAGGCCUGUGACACCAGAGAAAGCCAAGACGGAAACGAGGAACACUGCUGUGAUUGAGGUCCAAGCAUCAGAGAGCCAGUGCAGAGCCUACCGUGUACUUCAUGAUAUUGCAUCCCCUGUUCUCUUUAGUUCAAAAGAACUGGGCAUAUCUGCUGCUGCCUUGGGGGACUUUGCUACUCUGUCUUUUGACCAAACCCGGUUCUUUUUGAAACAGCAGGAAAAACUGGUCAGCAACAGCCUAAAACAAGGUAAACCAAGUGAAAAAGAUGUAACGGCGUAUAAGCACGCCGCUGUGGUGCAUCUUUUGGUGACAGUUCGAGACCUUUUGCUUAUGUGUGACCUUAACACAGCUGUAGACUAUCUAGCAAGAGCCAAAGAAAUGUAUGUCAGCACACUGGGGUCUUGUUUGGAUGACAUCUGGAAAAGACUGAGGGUCAUGCAGUACAUCAGCCAGAAGAAUGAGGAAGCCAACCCCAAAAUAGCCGAGCUCCAGCGGAAGAUGUUGGCGUGGAUACAAAGAAACCAUUCUCAGGAGCAGAGUCACAAAGUACUGGUAAUAAUAAGAAUGGAUUCAGACUGUGUCAGGGCUAUUCUUAUUAACAGUCUCAAUCAUGUGAAAGGUCUGAAAACUGCUGCAGUGUUUCCUGAAGAAAAUACCAAACUGAAUUCCAAAAAUGUGAUAACAUGUCUCAAGAGGUAUUCGUGUGUGGUGGCCUGCAGUAAGCACAUCCAUGCAGAUUUCCCCUGGCAGCACUUCUCAUUGGUAGUGGAAUAUGACUACAUGGAGCACUGUGGCUGGACUCAUCUCUGCACGGACAAUAACAUCAGUCACAUGGCAUUUAAAACUGCCAUUCCUAAGACCAUCAGUUCAAACAUAAGCCAGCAAGAAGCACCCUGUGAAAAUGAAUCAGCCCUGUUAUUGGAGCUUCUUAUUCCCUUUGUGUUUCUGACAACUGAAGGCCUGUUGAACAACCCGGAGCUUCUACAAACUCUCGAGUCUAGAUGUAAUAUUACUGUUUUGGUGAGAAGCUACAGUGAAUCCCUACAGAUAUUUGGAGGAACUCAUCGCUAUGCAGUGAUUACAGUAGAUGAAUGCACUGCAAUAAUCAUUCAGGAAAUUGAGGAGAUGACAAUGGAGAAAGCCUCAGAUAACAUAAUCUUGAGACUGGUGGCCUUAUCUCUACAGUACAGCUGCUGCUGGAUCAUUUUUCAUUCUGCAGAGGGUCAGAACUCAGAGUAUCAUUUUACAGGGGAGGUCUUCAAUAAUCUGGUGUUGAUCUACACUGCCCUUGUGCUGUUUGGGGUAAAGUCUGAGGACCUAGAAAUCAAGGUAGUGAUUGCAUCAGGAGCUGAGGAAACAGCUAAUCUGUUACGUCAGAUAGCUAGCAACACAUUGAUGAACUCCAAGAGAGACCCCUUAACCUGGCUGGAUAGGUCUUGGCUUUCUGAUGUACCAUCACAGGCUGAGAACUGCUUGCUCACCUUCCCCUGCGUGAACUCUUUGGUGGCUCAGCUCAUGUUGAAGAAGGCCUCAUCACUGGAGUGGCUUCUAGCAGCAACGUUCAAUGAGCUGCAGGACCUCCUCCCUGAGGUUCCACAGAAAGUCAUCAAGCUCUUCAGUGACACCACAGCUCUGUACAAACUGAAUGUGUCACAUUCACCACCUGAAUCGCUAGUGGAGGAGACAUCUAGUGACAACUUCCUCCAUUCUGGUCAUAACAAUGUCGGUCAUGAAGAUUUCCAACCGAGGCUUGAUUUCUUAGAAGGCAACUCUCAGCAAUGCGAAGUGCACAACCUAUUUGAGAGGCAGCCUUUCCUGAAAAACGACCUAUCAUAUGAUCAGGGGCCUUUCAGUGGGACUGCAGACUCAGAAUGCAGAGCCCAAAUGCAUCAGCAGAGAGGUAGAUUAUAUAUAGACAAGGCUUCAUUCAUAACACAAUCAAUCCCUGCUGCCUCAGUCCAUGAUCAGUGGGGGCUAGGUGGGGACGAUGAAUCAAUACAAAAUUAUUCCGUUGAUCUGUGGCCAGAAAAGGAGGAAUCUUAUGACGAGCAGUUUGCAGGCACAAGGCCCAGUGGGAGCCAUACAAAACGGACUUCAAGUGGACCGGCACAGGAUGUCUCUACCCUGUACUACAGCGACUCAGCCGGACAAACAAAUACAGAGAGCUACUUUGAGAGGAGGCCCCAACAUUCCCAGGUUUACUCUGCCCAACAGAGAACAGUUUCCUCCCAGCUAAUGGAAGAGCCUUCUUUUCCCAGUGGUUAUGUUGGCCCUGAAUCCAACGGCAUGCCAUUGUAUGUGUCAAGCCAGCCAGCAGAUAGUCUGUGUCUUGACAGCCAUCCAUUUGCUCGUGCUACUAGAUCAAUAGCCGACUCUGUGUUUGCUUACCAGAAAUCUGAAUAUAGGAGUGAUGUCAGCAGGCACCCAGACUUCACCAGGCCAUUCCGAAGUUUCUCGGAGAGGAAGAGAGGGGCAGUGAGUUCUGAGGGAGAAGAAAAUUCAGAACGAUUUAGCCUUUUACCACAACUCAAACGAAGGAGGCUGACCUACGAAAAAGUACCAGGAAGGAGUGAUGGGCAGACAAGACUUACAUUCUUUUAAAAAGUUUGGUGAUUGUUUUUAUCACAUUAUUUAUGCUCAGAUCAUAAUGGCACGUUCAAAAAUGGCCAUCUUUUAUUUGUUACAUAUUUGAUAUUUGCUGAUAUUAAAAUGUUUAUAAAAUUAUUUGGUAACGUUCUGCUACAUUUACAUUUCCCAUACUGCAUAGCAAGCUGUUAAACGGAAUGCAAAUCAUUUAGUUUUCAAAUAAAAUCUAAUGUAAAAAAUAGAGUUGGGUAGGUUCAGUGCAUGCUGCUAUGUUUGGAUGUAUUUCAAUAAAGGUCAGUCGUCUGUAUUCUAUAUUUUUUGUCUUAGUUAUGCAUUUCCAUUAAAAUGCAGCAUUGCUGAAAAGUCAUGUACUUUUGUUAGUGGCAAGCUUCUUUGACCAAAUAGAAAAAAAAUAAAUAAAAAUAAGCAUACCAUACAAGGGGUUUAGAGACACCAUUUAUUCAACGUUUCAGAUUAUUGCCAUUUGCAGGCGAGUCCUAAAAUGACAGUGCUUUAUAGUUUAGUUGUUUUAUUACCAAGGUGCUUCAACAUAUAAACUUUGUGACAACCCAGUUUAAGAAAGCUGUACGCUAUCAGUAGUCACGCAAGGUCAAAUUGAAACUCAGACAGAAACAUUUAAAUAUGCGCACCAGUAUUUUUAUAUUAAUUCAGUUAUUUGCAUUUGGAAGGAUAAUUUAUCUAAAAGAAAACUACAUGGAAACCCACAUUACCCGAAAGGUACUACCAAAAUAGUGUGAGAAAAAGGGGAGACUUAUUUUUCUUUUUCCUUGGAAACCAC